AUGAAGGAUGGUCCAAGUGGACAAGGCUGCCCUACUGCCACUGUCCUGCCACCACAGGGUCAGGCCAGCAGCCUCUGUGAGGGGCAGCAGUGCUGGGGCUACCCAUGCAGGUGGGCACAGAGCAUCACCCCAGCACCGAGCUGGCCAGGGGAGGCAGCAGCUGAGGCUGAGGGCAAUGAGGGAGUUGGGUCAGCAAUGUCAAGGAAACUGAGGAGAUUUCAGGAUCCAAAUAAAGAUAAUUAAUGGAAUGACAUAUUGAAAGAUUUUAGAAUUCUUCCUCCAAAAGAAAAACUGAAAGAUGAAAUUGAAGAAAUGGUUUUACACUCGCAGAAAGAAGCACAGGACUUGCAAGAAUGGAAAUGUCUUCAGAGGAGGCAAAAGUAUGGGAAACUAAGAGAAAGCUGUAGAAAGCAGUAUGUAAAUGAAGUUACAAAUGCUCCAGAGGAUGUUGGGGUUAUAAUUCAUCUUUAUUGGUCAAGCAUCCCAAUGUGUUUAUGGAUUAAUGAACACCUCAACCUGCUAGCCUGGAAGUUUCCAGAAGUCAGGUUUCUCAAAGCCAUUGUAAACUUCAGCAUUCAGAAUUACCAUGAUAUAUACAGUACUUGUAUACAAACUAGUGAAAUAAAAGGCAGGUUCAUUGGAGUAGCUGAACCAGAAGUUGGAGCAACAAAAAAAGAACAAAACCCCCAAAAGGACAUUAUGAUACUGCCAGUGUGAAGCACUUCUGCUCAUGAAGACACCAAUAUAAAAACCAGUGAUGUGAUAAAACUGCUUGAGAGCUUUUUAAUGCUUUAAACAGAUCAUCUGUUUGGCAUAAGUUAGUUCACACACAGUUUUUACUCCUGUGGUAAGCCUGAAACUAUUAAAAACAGGGGGGGAAAAAAAGAAAAAACUUCUGGUUUGAUUGUGUAUUUUUUGGGUUUGAUUUGUGGAAGAAAACUGUAGUAAAUGAAAGCCACACUUACCUUUAAAUUCCUACAGAUGGCUGUCAUUGACAUGGAGAGUCUGGAUCCUCCAUUUCAUAAAAACUCUGCUUAAACGGAAAAGGGAGGGCAUUAGCUGGUGGGCUCUAAUCCAUACUUUCCUCUUCCUUUUAUCCCAUGUGGGUGCAAGACAUUCCUUUAAUUUUCAGUGACAUUACUGUAGUAGAACUCUGCUCUGCAAAGUACCUUCUCAGUUCCCCCACUGAAAAGUGUGACCCAAAGACAAUGAUGUUUAUAGACAUAUAUAAU
Molecule: messenger RNA, 1232 nt
Organism: Corapipo altera (White-ruffed manakin)
Lineage: Eukaryota; Metazoa; Chordata; Aves; Passeriformes; Pipridae
Gene: PDCL2
Product: phosducin like 2
Biological process (GO): protein folding
Cellular component (GO): cytoplasm
Source: RefSeq, a predicted model, not a curated record